AAAGUAUUGAGUUUGCUUUGUUUUGGUUUGGAAUUGGGUUGUUGUUGUUGUUUGGUUUUAUUGAAAUUAAUACGAACAACAUAAGUUACUGCUCAGUAAGUUUCUAUAUCCUCCCUGUGUAGGCAUCCUGCUCAUACUUAUAUAUUUCCUUCUAUUUUUCUCUUGGCCUUCGAAAUGUUUCCCUUUUAGGUGCUUCUUAUAUUCAUAGGUGCUUACUGCUUAGUAAUUAAUUUGAUUGAGACUUGAGACUCUGUACUGAAUUACCCAGACUUGAGACUCUAGAGUUUAGGUUGGAUGUUUAUUGUUUUCCUCUAUUAUAUUGAACUUUAGUAAUUAAUUUGAAGUCAUACUUUAUAUUUUGCACUGUCUCGUGAUUGUGGAUCGAGAACUGGCAGUGGCAAUGAUAUUUAAGCCAUGAAGUUUUCUGCUCUCUUUGAGUAUAGUAGUGUUUUCUUUUUUGCUCUCAAAUUGCAUCUCAGCUUGUUAGUAGUCAUAUGCUGAUUUGAGAGAAGUAAUUUUCAUCAUUUUUCUGUUGGUAUUCACACAGUUUAUUCGUUUAUGGUUAGUGCAAAUGGAUAUUGAUGAAGAGAACACUAAGGCUACAAUCAAUCUAAGUGAUACGCAACGUACAACAAGUGCACCAAGUCCUUCAAAGAGAAAGGCUAAAGGUAUACGAGUAGGUAAGAUACAUCAAAAGAGAUCCCGUGUUUGGACUUUGUUUGAAGAAUUGCCUGUUGGUCCUGAUAAUAAACAACAUGUGAAGUGUAAAAACCGUGGGAUAGUUUACGUAUGUGAUAGUAAUUGUGGGACGAAAAACCUAUUGAAUCAUAUGGAUUUGUGUACUAAAAAGCAUCACAUUGAUAUGAAGAAAUCUCAAGUUGGAUUGCGUUCUCCUCAAUUUAACCAUAUUAGUUUUUGUGAGCUAUUGAUUGAGGCUAUAGUUAAGCAUGAUUUGCCUUUUAGGUUUGUUGAAUAUGAGGGCAUUAGAACUUUGUUUAAAUACAUAUCUCCUGAUAUCAAACUGCCCUGAAGAAAUACCGUUAAGAAACAUGUGUUGAGGAUGUUUGAAGAUGAAAAGACAAGACUUCGAGAUUGGUUAAAUACAAUUGAGGGAAGAAUUUGUUUGACAUCUAAUCUAUGGUCUUCUGCUGCAACUGAUGGAUAUCUCACACUCACAGCUCACUUUGUUGACAAAGAAUGGAAAUGUACAAAAGAAUCUUAAAUUUUUAUCAUAUGCCUCCUCCACAUACCGGGGUUGCUUUGUCUGAAAAAAUUAACGCCUUAUUAGUUGAGUGGGGGAUCGAAAAGAAACUGUUUUCCAUUACUUUGGAUAAUGCCUCUGCAAAGGAUUGUUCUAGUUGAGCUAUUGAAGAAACAAUUAAAUUUUAGAGGUUUGCUAUUAAUGGAUGGAAAGUUCUUCCAUGUUCGUUGUUGUACCCACAUCCUAAACUUGAUAGUCCAAGAUGGACUAAAGGAAAUUGAUGGAUCAGUGACGAAAGUUCGUGAGUGCAUCAAAUAUAUAAAGUGUUCAGAAGGGAGAAAAAAUAAGUUUUUAACUUGCGUUGCACAAGUAGGGUUGGCAGGUAGUAAAAGAGGGUUGAGACAAGAUGUGCCUACUAGAUGGAAUUCAACAUAUACAAUGCUUGAUAGUGCUAUUUUCUAUCGUUGUGCUUUUCUCAUUUUGGCACUUGUUGAUUCUAAUUUUAGUUCAUGUCCUUCCUUCGAAGAGUGGGAUAAAAUAGAGAAGAUUUCCAAUUUCUUGGGGUAUUUUUAUGAAGUUACUUGCUUAUUUUCUGGAACAAAUUACCCUACAUCAAACUUGUUCUUCCCAAAAGUGUUCAAAUUCCAUUAUUGUAUUCAAAAUGCUAUGGAAGAUUGUGAUGAUUUCAUGAGACGAAUGGGGAGUUAUAUGAAUUUGAAGUUUGAAAAGUAUUGGUCAGAGUAUAGUUUGAUCCUUGCCAUUGGAGUGAUUCUUGAUCCUCGCUAUAAAUUGCAAUUUGUAGAGUGGGGUUAUGACAAGCUUUAUGGUAAGGAGUUGAGAAAGUUGAAGGAUGUUAGUGGCACAUUGUUUGCACUCUUUGCUCGGUACAUGGACGAGUUCUCUCAUCUUCUUGUAUCCAAUCCAGUUAAUCAAACUCCUACUCAAAUAAAAGUUGGAGACAAACUUUUUGAGGAAUUUGAUAAUAUUUACCAAGAUAGGUCAACUUCAGUUGAAAAAACUGAAUUACAUCUAUAUCUUGAAGAAAAGAGACUUGAUAGAAAACAAGAGUUGGAUAUUCUUUCUUGGUGGAAACUGGAGCAAUUUCGUUAUCCUGUACUUUCUUGUAUGGCUUUUGAUGUCUUAACAAUUCCUAUCUCAACUGUUGCCUCGGAAUCAGUAUUUAGUAUUAGUGGUAGGGUGCUUGAUCAAUAUCGAAGUUCUUUGUUGCCUGAAACCGUUCAAGCCUUGCUAUGUACUAGAGAUUGGCUUUUUGGCAAAGAAGCUUUAGAGAAAUAGGGUGUUCACUUGGAAGAACUCACUGAAGAAAUUUUUGACAUGAGCCUUAACGAAAACUCGGGACAAUGCUCCAAUAGUAUUAGUCUUGAUUAAGCAUGGUGAAUGUUGAAGGCAAAAAAGAAGUAGAGGAUGCAAUGCAAGAAGAAGGUUGGCAAAAAAGUAGAGAGAAUGCAAUCAUGCAAUGCAAGAAGAAAUAGAGCCACUGUAGACUCUGUAGUAAGACAUUGAUUGAGACUUGAGAAAGAAAAUUACUAUGUUUUACUUAAACAAUUGCCCGAUCUAUGUUAAGAUUUGGAGACGCAUGUAAUCAAUUUGAUGUUCAAAAUGUGUUUCUACAUGGUUCUUUGA
Pyrus x bretschneideri (Chinese white pear) is the source of this 2845-nucleotide messenger RNA. Its product is annotated as zinc finger BED domain-containing protein RICESLEEPER 2-like. Bases 1334 to 2497 code for a protein of 387 amino acids. Gene Ontology annotation, molecular function: protein dimerization activity; DNA binding. The transcript is spliced from 4 exons. The record is from RefSeq and is a predicted model, not a curated record. NCBI's taxonomy places the organism in Eukaryota, Viridiplantae, Streptophyta, Magnoliopsida, Rosales, Rosaceae.